UACCUUAAAUUGCUUUAAACGAAUUAGCCAGAGAGCAUGUGAAGCUAAUUAAACUUGUCUGUGGGACAUAGUUCAGUUCAGAAACCUUUUCGGCCUAUAAAUCAGCCAUAAGUAUAGAAGAGCUAAGCGGUAGCUAGCUUCAAUUGUAUGUGUAGUAUCACAUCUUUUGCAUUUCUUGAAUCUUUGGGUGUCCUAGUUUUCUGCCGCGUAAUUUCUGCGAGCUUGUUUCACUCACCACCUCAGAGAUCGUUGGACCCUGAUUGGACUUUAUUGUGUAUAUAUAAGGAGAAGAAGGCAUCAAGCUAGUUGUGACCAGAAAUAUAUAAUAGAACCUAAUGGGUACUUAUAUGGGGUGCUGGAGAUUGGUGUUUGGCGCUGCAAUUCUCUUCCUUCUUGGCUUCUGCGACUCCAACACAGCUCCAAACUUCACCUUCAUGCACAAUGCAACAACAGCUCCAGCCAUAUCAGACUAUGACUACAUUAUCGUAGGUGGAGGCACCGCCGGAUGCCCCUUGGCUGCAACUCUUUCCCAAAACGCCAGCGUUUUGCUACUAGAACGUGGCGGCUCACCCUAUGGCAACCCUAAUAUUACCGAUUUAGGCGCCUUUGGGGCCGCACUCGCUGACCUUUCCCCCACCUCCCCCUCCCAGCGCUUUGUCUCUGAGGACGGUGUUAUUAAUGCUCGGGCUCGUGUUUUAGGCGGUGGAAGCUGCCUAAACGCCGGCUUUUACACACGCGCUGCCGCGGACUACGUCAGGGACGCGGGUUGGGAUGGGCGAUUAGUCAACCAAUCAUACGAAUGGGUGGAGCGGCUCGUGGCAUUCCGCCCGCCAGUUCAAGGGUGGCAGUCUGCGGUGCGUGACGGUUUGUUGGAAGCCGGUGUGGUACCAGACAACGGGUUCACUUACGAUCAUAUCUAUGGGACCAAAGUUGGAGGAACCAUUUUUGAUGUUGAGGGGCAUAGGCACACUGCUGCCGACUUAUUAGAGUAUGCUAAUUCCACUAGGCUCACUGUGCUCUUGCACGCCUCUGUCCAUAAGAUCUUGUUUAGAACAAGAGGAAAAGCAAGGCCAUUGGCCCAUGGUGUAGCGUUCAGAGACGCAUAUGGAACCAUACACACAGCAUACCUCAAGAGAGGGUCCAAGAACGAGAUCAUUAUAUCAGCUGGGGCAAUUGGAAGCCCACAGAUCUUGAUGUUGAGUGGUGUGGGCCCUGAAGAGCACCUUAAGGCCCACAACAUCACCGUUGUGUUGGACCAACCCAUGGUUGGCCGAGGCAUGUCGGACAACCCUAUGAAUGCCAUUUUCGUGCCUUCACCUAGCCCCGUCGAGGUGUCGCUCAUCCAAGUCGUUGGCAUUACCCGCUUUGGAAGCUACAUUGAAGCUGCUGGAGGCGAAAACUUCUCUCCGAGGGACUAUGGAAUGUUAUCUCCCAAGAUUGGCCAGCUCUCCACCUUGCCACCAAAGCAAAGGACCCCGGAAGCCCUAGCUAAAGCUGUGGAAUUCAUGAACAGUCUUGAUGAAGCAGCUUUUAACGGAGGCUUCAUCCUUGAGAAGAUCAUAGGCCCCGUUUCCGCAGGCCAUUUGGAGCUCCAGACCCUAAACCCGAACGACAACCCCUCUGUCACCUUUAACUAUUUCCAAGACCCCCUAGACUUGGAGAGAUGUGUCCAAGGCCUUCAUACCAUAGAGAAGGUGGUUGAAUCAAAGGCAUUCUCCAAAUUCCGGUUCAACGAUAUGUCAAUACCAACUCUCCUCAACAUGACAGCCCAAGCCCCCAUCAAUUUGCUGCCUAGGCAUGAGAAUUCUUCAAGGUCUCUGGAGCAGUUCUGUAAGGACACUGUGAUGACCAUUUGGCAUUACCAUGGAGGAUGCCAAGUUGGGAGAGUUGUUGAUCAUCAAUACAAGGUUCUUGGUGUUGAUGCUCUUAGGGUUAUUGAUGGCUCCACUUUUAACUACUCACCUGGGACUAAUCCUCAAGCCACUGUUAUGAUGCUUGGAAGGUACAUGGGACAGACAAUACUGAAUGAGAGACUUGCGACUGAUGAACCAUAGUGUGUUCAUAAUACUGGGGUCAUACCCUAUAUAUUUGUAACUAUAUAUCAGGGCCGGUCCUGAGAUUUGUGUGGCCUGAGGCGAAUAUAAUCUCGUAUAAAUUGACAUUAAGUGUUCAAGUAAAUUUUUUUGGGUAACUAGUAAUACAUUAAUUAUUCAUAUUGGUUUUUUCUA
Molecule: messenger RNA, 2228 nt
Organism: Rosa rugosa (rugosa rose)
Lineage: Eukaryota; Viridiplantae; Streptophyta; Magnoliopsida; Rosales; Rosaceae
Product: protein HOTHEAD
Exons: 7
Coding region: 336-2054 (572 amino acids)
Molecular function (GO): oxidoreductase activity, acting on CH-OH group of donors; flavin adenine dinucleotide binding
Source: RefSeq, a predicted model, not a curated record